AUGAGAUUGACCAACACCGUCCUCAUUGCCCUCCAGGCAUCGAUGGGCUUGGGCUUAGUCGUCCCCAAAGAUAACAUUAAGAAGGAGGUUGCAGAGCACAAGCACAAAACUUCUGAUGAUGCCAUCCCCUACAAGAAGAACUUUCAGGGUUACGAAAAGAUCACCAAGAUUACUGCACACCGGUACUAUGGGCCCAAAGACCACAAGCAUCACCAUGAAGAGAAGGAGCAUGAUGAUGAAAAUGACGACGACAAGGAGGAACAUGGCCACCACUCCCAUGAAGUAAAGGAGAAGCACGAUAAAGAUGACCAUCACCAUGAGAGCAGGAAGCAUGAUGACGAUGACCAUGCCCACAAGGCCAAAGGGAAGGGUCACAAGGACAAGGAGGAGGACGACGAAGAAGACAAGAAACACGAUCAUGAUGAAGACGACGACGAUGAGGAUGAGGCUAAGAAACAUAAACUCAUCUACCAUACGGAAGAGUACAAGAAAGCCAAGAAGGGCACCAAGGAGAAAGUCCCUGUCUUCAAAGAUGUUGUGUUGGAGACCCCCCAGCGCCACAAACCCAAGCAUGAAGAUGAGCAAAAGCAUGACAAGGAAGAGAAGAAGGACAAGCCCAAUUCAAAGGACGGCAAAAUGUACAAGUAUAUUCAUCGAAAUGGAAUGGACCACAAGCGCGAUGUCGACAUCAACAUCCAUGCUCCAACGUACGAGCUCCAUCAUGAUUCCGACAAGAAGCAGGGCCAUGGCAACGCGAAGUUUGUUAAAAUCCUUCGUGUAAGCUCUCAAGGGAGUCAUGAAACAAAGUAUCCAAAGUACCAGCAUGAUGUCGAAAAGAAACACAGGAAGCCAACAAAGGCGUAUCACCCCCUUCAUAAGUCUCUCCAUCAGCACGAUAAGUCGAAGCAUCAUGAUGAACACGACAAGGAAAAACAACAUUAUAUCGACGAUGAAACCGCGAGGAAGCUUAUUAAGUUGAUGGGAGCCGGCUACUUGGGUGAGCCCCAUAAGGUUGAUAAGAAUCACUACUCGCUUCCUAAGCCUCACAGUGAGCAUAUCAAGUCUAAGCACUAUGAUAGUCACGACAGGGGUAACUUUGGCAGUGAAAAGAAGUAUCCACAGUCUGGUCCAGAAACGACCAAGCCGCUUCUCGACAUAGUCGACGACUUCUUCAAUGAGGAUAAUGGGCACCGUGGUUCUCCUGAAAAGCAAGUCUAUCGGUAUAAGUCUUAUCCUUCUCACGAUCACUCUGAUAAGGACCACACCAGCCACCACGAUGAAAGAAAAUCCCAUUCAAACCCAUCAAAGGAUCAUCAGCGUCAAUAUGAGCCCAAGGACGGAUACAAGUCUAAGCACGUAGCGGACGAGCACCCCAAUAAAAAAGAUCGUACCGCACUGCUCAAUGCCAUCAGAUACGUCUAUGAUUCGUCUUACAAUCCCAAUGCGCCCAAAUAUGUUGAACGCCCCCACAAGACUAAGCCAUCCAGAGACGACCAGGACUCGCAUCAUGAGUCUGAGAAAGAGCACCAUUCUCAUGACCGGCCUUCCUACCGAUAUAAAGAGCAUGCCGAGUACAAGCAUGAUGACAAUAAGAAGCACAUCAAGUUGAGCGAAGGUCGUUCCUCUCACUAUGAGCCAGGCUAUAAACACAAGGAGCUUGACUCACAUCACGAUGAAAAGGAGAGCAGCCAUGACCAUGAACAUGAGGACUCUGAAAAGGAUCAAUACUCGCAUUAUAAGCCUAUUUCUCAGUACAAGAAGAAUUUCGACUACAAGCAUGAUGAUGAGAAGAAGCAUAUCAAACUGAGUAAGGAUCGUGUCUCACAGCAUAGGCCAACCUAUCAUUCUAAGAAGCUUGAACCUCACCAUGACGAUAAAGAGGCCGAGCAUCAUGAAGCCCAUAACGAGUCAAAGGACCACCACUCACAUGACAAGCCAAGCUACUGGUAUAAGGAGCAUUCCGAGCAUAAGCAUGACGAUGAUAGCGAGCGUGGCCCGUUCGAUCAAAGAGUGAAACUUGAUCGUAAGCCUAUCGAUCACUACAGAAAAUCUGAACAUCACAAGGCCCACGAACAAGAUGACACGAAGUCAUACAGAGAUCACCAGUCUCACCGUGAGCCUCACACGAAGAGAUCGAACAAGCCGAACCCCAAUACACCACUUCCCAGGCUCAACGCCACUCAAAUCUGCAACCUCGAAUAUCUUCAGAAAUAUGACCGAGAGAGAAUCGUACAUGGUCUGCCCCUUGAUGAGGACGGCAAGAGCCAAUUCUGCGAUAUGGAGGAAAUCAGCCCUGAGCUGAUCGUCAAGCUCAAUGCCAUGUAUGCUAAGAUCGUUGAUGACCCCAAGUACGCGCCUUUUAUCAAGUACCUCGCCACAGACCGAGGGCUGGAAGAAGACACCGAAAACAAUAGAAAGAGAUCUGCUCCCGAGAUCAGCCCAGAGGCGCUUGCAAAGAUCGAAGCUAUGAAUCCAAUCCUUCGUGGCGUAGCUGCAGACAAACUCGAUUUUAACCCGAAACUCAAAAAGGAGUUUGUGAAUGCCAGAAAGCUCUAUCCCGGCCUUAUCAAGAAGCUUAACAAAGAGUAUGCCCGUGUUAUAAAAAAUCCCAAAUACAAGAAGAUCGUCGAGAAGCUCAAGUCUCCUGAGAAGCGAUCAUCCCCGCCCACGAUCAGCAAUGAGACACUUAAAAAGAUCGAAGCUAUGGAUCCAAUCCUGCGCCGCGUAAUGGCAGAGAAACUCGAUCUUCCCUCGAAACUCACGGAUGAGUUUGUGGAUUGCGGAAAGCUCGACCAUGUUAUGGUUCAAAAACUUAACUGGGAGUAUUCCCGCAUUUACAACAAUCCCAAAUACAAAAAGAUCCUGAAAGAGUUCAACACCAACUCCAAGCGAUCUGAGGGUAACGACGAGCUCAAGGACUGGAUCAAAGACGAGCUCAAGGACUUGGACAAGGUCGAGACCACCACAGACGAGACCACCAAGGACGAGAACAAGGAGACGCCGAAAAAGCUCACUGAGAAUCAGCUAAGGGCGUUGGGAUCUGUCCCUCCUGUGUAUCGCGAGAUUGUAGCCAUAGCGCUUGACUUUCCUAAGGGUCUCAAAAAACAGGUCAUGAAGAACGCGGUUUACAAGGGUGAACUUCUGGACACAAUGAACAAGGAGUGGGCCCGUGUUCAAACAGACCCCAAAUAUAAAAACUUUGUCAAGAAGAUGGAGAGGGUGGAUAAGAAAGUCCAGGAGUUGAGGGAUAAGAAGAAGGAGGAUGAUAAGAAGAAGGAGGAGUCGAAGGAUAAGAACAAGAUACGUGAGCGAUCUGUACACCAGCUUACCGAGAAGCAACUCGAAAGUCUCCUUCAACUGAACAAAUACGAUCGCCAGGCCCUCAUGAGAAAGCUUAAGCUAGACCAGUCACUCGCUCAUGAGUUCGUCAACGCUUCUAAGCUGACACCUCAUUUUAUCGAGAAGUUUAACGACGCUAUCGCCAAGAUUGCCGGCACUCCUGAGCACCAAGAACUCCUCAAGCUUGUUGGCCAGAAACCCCCCAAGGAUGAAAAGGAAGAUCAAGCCGAGGAGGAAGCCUUGAAGCUGGAAUCUGUCAAGCAGGAAGUACGCAUGGAAAUCGCCAAGGACUUGGAGCUCGACAAAUCCACCGAGAAAGAGUUUUUGGAAGCCGAGGAGCUGGCUGGUUCACUGUUGGAGAAGCUCAAGAAGGGUUUUGCGUUCAAGAGGCUGAAGAACAUUACCAAGUCAAGGAAAGACGACACUAAGCACCUCGAACUCGUGGAAGAACUUAUCAGGGUAGCCACACUGAAGCAAGAAGAAGCCGAGUACAAGGAAUCCCAGCGUAAGGACUCCGAGAAGAAUAAGAAGCUUACCAAGACUGACGAGAAAUUGAAGGAGAAGCUUAAGAAGACAAAAGACAACGGAUGGUGCAACGAGUUCGUUGGCGAGCUUGAGGGCACUUGGAACACUUCUGAGAAGAAGACGGAAAGUCAGAGCAGUUAG
Molecule: messenger RNA, 4005 nt
Organism: Fusarium redolens
Lineage: Eukaryota; Fungi; Ascomycota; Sordariomycetes; Hypocreales; Nectriaceae
Exons: 1
Coding region: 1-4005 (1334 amino acids)
Source: RefSeq, a predicted model, not a curated record